Candidula unifasciata is the source of this 834-nucleotide messenger RNA. NCBI's taxonomy places the organism in Eukaryota, Metazoa, Mollusca, Gastropoda, Stylommatophora, Geomitridae. The record is from the annotation of a GenBank genome assembly.
AUGUCGGAAGACAACAGAACGCUGUGGGUUGGCAACCUGGAUGAUCGAGUGACAGAAGCAUUAAUAUACGAACUCUUUUUGCAGACAGGGCCUAUAGAUAAGUUAAUACUUCCAGCUGAGGGAGAAGGGGACAAAAAGAAACACAAAGGGCAUGCAUACGUUGUAUUCCAUCAUCCUGAGUCUGUGCAAUAUGCUUCUCAGGUUUUGGAAGGAUCAAGUCUCUUUGGUCAACAGCUGAAUAUGAAAGCUCGAAGUCUUCCCAUCACUUACAAGGGGUCAAACCAAGCUUCUGGAAACAGGGGCCGGUUGGACACUAACCACCGGCCUAGCUUCAAUAAAGCCAGCACCUGGCAUGGGCAGAAUGAGUUUUCGGCACGUGGCCGUGGAAGUUUCCGAAAUCAAGGAGUUGGUUCCAACUAUUCCCAGAACACUGGCUUUACCACAAAUUACAACAACUACAAUAAUCAGGUCAACUCUGGCUACUGGGCAGGCGGGCAGCAAGCAGGCAGUGACACCAAACCAGCGUCCUAUAAUACAGCUGAAGAAUCGCUGGAAGACAAACGGCAGAGGCUGCUACAGAAGCAGAAUAUUACCCUGGAAGCCCAUAGACAGGUGCAAGGGGGAAUGAACAUGGCCUCACAGGUGUAUGGCAUGAUGCCGCAACAGCAGCCACAACACCAGCAGCAGCAGCCACAACAGCAGCAGCAGCAAGGGAUGUGGACCACAGGCAGUUACAAUACUGAUAACUGGAACAUGAACCAGAUGAACCAAAAUGGAACCCCUGCCUAUCAGGGCUACCCAACCGACCAGUAUGGCAAUUGGUACCAGCAAUAG